AUGGACGUCAAGAAUGCAUUCUUACAAGGUGAACUCGAAGAUGAAGUGUACAUGCGACCUCUGCCUGGCUUAGGAGAUACUACUGGUCCGGGGGCAGAUCACACUCUCUUCACAUUACCAAGUGAGAAAGGUAUUGUAGUCAUUCUAGUAUAUGUUGAUGAUAUCAUCAUAACUGGAAGUGACAAGAGGUAUAUCGGUCUAAUGAGGGAUUGUUUAAUAUCACAAAGAAAAUAUGCUCUUGAUCUUUUGAGUGAAGCAGGGAAACUUGGAUCAAAAGCAGUGACAACACCACUUGAGGAAAUCUAUAAGACAGGAGGAAAGGGGGAGCUUGAGGCAGCUCCAUUCGAAGAUGUGAGCCAACACAUGCAAAACCCAACUAGACAUCACUGGAACAUGUUCAAUUGGGAUCUUCAAGUACAUCAAAGGGUCACCAGGACAAGGCAUUUGGAUGGGAGAAAUGAAAAAACGGAAUUGGUGGGAUAUUUUGAUGCUGAUUAUGCCGGAGACCGUGAAGACCGUCGCUCUACCACAGGCUACUGCACGUUCCUAGGAGGAAACUUGGUCACAUGGAAAAGUAAGAAGCAAAGGUGGUAUCACUCUCAAGCACUGAAUCAGAAUAUAGAGCCAUGA
This is a messenger RNA of Camelina sativa (false flax), 630 nucleotides long. The record is from RefSeq and is a predicted model, not a curated record. NCBI's taxonomy places the organism in Eukaryota, Viridiplantae, Streptophyta, Magnoliopsida, Brassicales, Brassicaceae.